Molecule: messenger RNA, 411 nt
Organism: Benincasa hispida (wax gourd)
Lineage: Eukaryota; Viridiplantae; Streptophyta; Magnoliopsida; Cucurbitales; Cucurbitaceae
Product: glycine-rich protein
Source: RefSeq, a predicted model, not a curated record
AUGGAGAAGCUUUUCGUAAUGCUUUUGUUGGUCGCCGUUGCGGUGGCGCGUAGUGUUCCGAGUGGUGAUCGGGUGGAGUUUGUGGACGCAGUUGAAGUGAAGGCGGAGGAGAUGCCGAAGGAUGGUGGCCGUGGUGAUGCUGUUCAUGACCAGAAGAAUUUUGUCUACGGCGGAAUUGGCGGCUUUGCUGGCAUGGGCGGGUACGCAGGGUUGGGGGGGUUGCCGAUGCUGGGGGGUGCCGCCGGAAUCGGAAAAUUUGGUGGAAUCGGUGGGGUCGCCGGAAUUGGUGGCUUGGGUGUCCCCGUCGGUCUGGGAGGGGGCGGUGGAGCUGGUGGGGUCGGCGGAGGAGCUGGAGGAAUCGGUGGCCUAGCUGGGCAUGGACUUGGCGGAGCUGGCGGAAUAGGGGUCUAG